AUCACCAAUAUCACUACCCUCGUGGCGUAUUCAAAUUGCCCGGCCAAACAACCCAGAUCGUCAUCUUAGCAUAAUAACGCAAGCCUCUUCCAAUCUGCCCCUAACACCUUUGCUCCAACAAGGUGCAAGCUAAGCCAAGCUCCCUCCCCGAGAAACCACAUCUCCCUAUAUAAUCCCCCCUCUCCACCCCUCCCUCCAAACUAACACCUUCUUCUCUUCAUAUUUCUUUCAUCAACACAAAAAUCUACACAAAAUGUCUGCUCCCGCUCCCCUUCGUCUGGGCUCUACCGCCCCCAACUUCCAGGCCGAGACCACAAAGGGCAAGAUUGACUUCCACGAGUUCAUCGGCGACAACUGGGUCAUUCUCUUCUCUCACCCCGAGGACUACACUCCCGUCUGCACCACUGAGCUCGGUGCUUUCGCAAAGCUUCAGCCUGAGUUCACCAAGCGCGGUGUCAAGCUGAUUGGUCUCUCCGCCAACACUAUUGAGUCCCACGAGGGAUGGAUCAAGGACAUUGGUGAGGUUACCGGCGGCAACGUCGAGUUCCCCAUCAUUGGCGAUAAGCAGCGCCAGGUUUCUCUCCUCUACGACAUGAUCGACCAGCAGGAUGCUACCAACGUCGAUGAGAAGGGCAUCGCCUUUACCAUCCGAUCCGUCUUCAUCAUCGACCCCAAGAAGACCAUCCGCACCAUCUUCUCCUACCCCGCCUCCACCGGCCGCAACGCCGCCGAGGUUCUCCGCGUCAUCGACUCCCUCCAGACCGGUGACAAGUACCGCAUCACCACCCCUAUCAACUGGGUCCCCGGUGAGGACGUCAUCGUCCACCCCUCCGUCAAGAACGAGGAGGCCAAGACCCUGUUCCCCGAGUUCCGCAUCGUCAAGCCUUACCUCCGAUUCACCCCUCUCCCCAAGGAGAAGGUUCUUCCCCCUCAGUAAACAAAGUUACAAAAAGCGGUUUAAUAUUAUGAUACCUUUGCAGAUGAGCGCAAAGGACGGGGAUUAGUACGCCAUGAGAUUGAGGUCUUGUGAUGGAACGACCGGUCCGGAAUAGAUUAGUCUAGAUUUGAGCCAUUUGUGAUAGCUCUGAGAUGAAAUAAAUGAAGAAAUGAUC
Messenger RNA from Fusarium redolens, 1112 nucleotides. RefSeq names its product thioredoxin-like protein. The record is from RefSeq and is a predicted model, not a curated record. The transcript has 2 exons. Gene Ontology annotation, cellular component: mitochondrion; cytosol. Gene Ontology annotation, biological process: cell redox homeostasis; cellular response to oxidative stress; cellular oxidant detoxification. Gene Ontology annotation, molecular function: peroxiredoxin activity. Bases 254 to 937 code for a protein of 227 amino acids. NCBI's taxonomy places the organism in Eukaryota, Fungi, Ascomycota, Sordariomycetes, Hypocreales, Nectriaceae.